GUCAACGUUGACCAUUGCUAAGGGAAGAACGAAAGGAAGAAGAGAAAAAUCGUGGCUGCUCCGUCUCUCUUCUUCCCUCUGCUUUCGUCCAUGUCAAAAGCAUUUUCGCUUCUUCUUUUCAACUCUUCGCUAAACCCUAUUUUCCCUUGAUUUUCCUUCUCUCCAAACACAAUCCUUCCUCCAUUUCCCUUUGUGUUCUUCUCAACUGCAAACUUAUAAAUCCCCUCGCAAUCGCAUCAAUCGAUCGAUCGCUCGGUGUUCGAGUUUAACCUCUUUUUACGUUUUUUGUUUUUGAGGGUUGGAUUAGAUUUUGAUUCUUUCGGUUGAGAUAUGUCUAAUUUGCAAUCGAAUUUCAAUCAGAAGAUUGAUUAUGUUUUCAAGGUCGUGUUGAUCGGAGAUUCUGCGGUGGGGAAAUCGCAACUUCUCUCCCGUUUUACUAGGAAUGAGUUCAGUUUGGAUUCGAAGGCGACUAUCGGGGUUGAGUUUCAGACGAAGACGCUUGUUAUUGACCAGAAGGCUAUCAAGGCGCAGAUAUGGGAUACUGCUGGUCAGGAGAGGUAUCGUGCAGUGACAAGUGCAUAUUACAGAGGUGCUGUGGGGGCAAUGCUGGUCUACGACAUGACGAAGCGUCAAACGUUCGAUCAUAUAGCUAGAUGGUUGGAAGAAUUGCGUGCCCAUGCAGACAAGAAUAUCGUUAUAAUGCUUAUAGGGAACAAGUCCGAUCUAGGCUCUCUUCGCGUUGUGCCUACAGAAGACGCAAAAGAGUUUUCUCAAAUGGAGAAUCUGUUUUUCAUGGAAACAUCCGCGCUCGAGGCAACUAAUGUAGAGGCAGCAUUCAAUACUAUCCUAACAGAAAUUUACCGAGUUAUCAGCAGGAAGGCGCUGAUCGCAAACGAAGAAACUGAUUCGGGAGGAAGCUCAUCACUCCUCAAAGGAACAAAGAUUGUUGUCCCUGGACAAGAGCCUCAGUCUGCAACUUCUGGCUGUUGCAGGAGUUAACAGAGUAGUAUUCUUGUUUGACUUCACCAUAUUCUCACAUGAAUUGCUUCUUUUUACAGCCUACACAAACACAAUACCGCUGGUCUCCAAAAGAGUACAAGACUAUUGUAUUUCAUACUUUUGAUGAUACAAGGUAAAAUAGUACUGAUGUUCUAAGCUUUCUGUUUAGAGGCUCUGUCACCAACAUAAUGUACAUUUUGAUCGAGCAAAAGCUUAAUGUUGUCGUUCUUGUAUUCU
Molecule: messenger RNA, 1236 nt
Organism: Cucurbita pepo subsp. pepo (vegetable marrow)
Lineage: Eukaryota; Viridiplantae; Streptophyta; Magnoliopsida; Cucurbitales; Cucurbitaceae
Product: ras-related protein RABA4c-like
Molecular function (GO): GTPase activity; GTP binding
Source: RefSeq, a predicted model, not a curated record